CAGAUCGUGAUUACUAAGGUAGUGAUUAAGGCCACAGCUAGGAACAAAUGGAGCGGCAAGGAGGUGAUGCCACUUCUCCUUGAUUAACGAGGAGAUCAGGUCGUGAUAACUCAGGGAGUAAUCGAGGGUGCAACUGGAAAUAGAAAUUUACAAGCUAUUAUAGCAAUACUCGAACUGCUUUACUUAACGGACACGAUGAGAUAGUCUAGGUACUUCUUAAUAGGGGCGUCGACAUAUCUGUGACGGCGAAGGAUGGGUGGACGUCACCCACUUAUCUUCAUACAAGGGGUAAAUCGAAGUCGUCAAGCAGUUAUUGGGAGUAGAUUCGCCAAUGGUGUCAUUACCUACUCGGAUAAAUCUGGUGAUCAUAGCAGAGAACUCUCCAUCAGCGGCAGUCUUAUCAACCUCCUAGAUACCUGUGGGAGAACGCCAUUACGCCUUGCAGUCAUCGCCGGCAACACUGAUAAUGCCCAAGCUCUCCUUGGUCACGAUGGCAUGGACCCAAAUGCAGGCGACAAGCAUUUUCGAACGGCACUUUCCUAGGCUGCCGGAAAGGGCCAUGAGGCCGUGGUGGAGCUCCUUAUUAAGGACGUCCGGGUGAACAGCAAUUUGCCCGACUAUGCUGGUUGGACGCCGCUACUGGGGGGGUUAAAGAGGCAUCAUGGGAUAGUUGUGAGGCAACUUCUCGCUGGUUGACAUCACGAAGGCCUCUGUAGCGAUGAGCUUGUGACUUAUUGCUCAGUAUACGGCUAGCUCGCCCUGCUUACGAAAAUCCCUUCGACAUUCAACCCCAUACUGUCCUUAGCUAUAACCCCGUCGUUACAGCACCGCGUUACCAAUGCGCAUACCUGCGGACUCGUACUAGAAGAAGUACAAUAUAGAGGCUUUUACUUGAAUGUACCACUCUUCGUCUCGUCCUGGGAAAACCACGGAUGUAGUAGAACUUCCGCAGGCGAGGGUCUCGCCGCAGGAUCG
Molecule: messenger RNA, 975 nt
Organism: Pseudomassariella vexata
Lineage: Eukaryota; Fungi; Ascomycota; Sordariomycetes; Amphisphaeriales; Pseudomassariaceae
Exons: 2
Coding region: 253-543 (96 amino acids)
Molecular function (GO): protein binding
Source: RefSeq, a predicted model, not a curated record